This is a messenger RNA of Knipowitschia caucasica, 2613 nucleotides long. Lineage: Eukaryota; Metazoa; Chordata; Actinopteri; Gobiiformes; Gobiidae. The record is from the annotation of a GenBank genome assembly.
AUGUUCCCCACCGCUGGAGCUGGUGAAAUGCUUGAGGGGCCGCGCUCCUCGGGGUCCGCAAGUUCAGACCCCCCCUCCCCUCCGCUGCCAGAGUACGCUUUUAAGCCACCGCUGAGGCCGGACUUUGGCACCAUGGGGCGGACAAUAAAGCUUCAGGCCAACUUCUUUGAAAUGGAGAUCCCCAAAGUGGAGGUAUACCAUUAUGACGUGGACAUUAAGCCUGAGAAGUGUCCCAGGAGGGUGAACCGUGAAAUCGUGGAGCACAUGGUUCAGCACUUUAAAACCCAGAUCUUUGGUGAUCGAAAGCCUGUGUAUGACGGGAGGAAGAAUCUCUACACAGCCAUGCCACUCCCCAUCGGCAGAGACAAAGUGGAACUGGAGGUGACCAUUCCUGGAGAAGGGAAGGACCGCAGCUUCAAAGUGUCUAUUAAGUGGGUGUCGUGCGUGAGCCUGCAGACCCUUCACGAAGCUCUGACCGGCAGACUUCCCAAUGUCCCCUUUGAGACCAUCCAGGCUCUGGAUGUGGUCAUGAGGCACCUGCCCUCUAUGAGGUACACUCCAGUGGGACGUUCCUUUUUCACCCCCUCGGAGGGUUGCUCUAACCCCCUGGGUGGGGGAAGGGAGGUGUGGUUUGGCUUCCACCAGUCUGUUAGACCGUCUUUGUGGAAAAUGAUGCUUAACAUUGAUGUUUCAGCCACUGCUUUCUACAAAGCCCAGCCUGUUAUUGAGUUCAUGUGUGAGGUCUUAGAUUUCAAAAGCAUUGAAGAACAACAGAAGCCCUUAACAGACUCCCAGAGGGUCAAGUUUACAAAGGAAAUAAAAGGUUUGAAGGUGGAGAUUACUCACUGUGGGCAGAUGAAGAGGAAGUACAGGGUGUGUAAUGUGACGAGGCGGCCAGCCAGCCAUCAAACGUUUCCUCUGCAGCAGGAGAAUGGUCAAACUAUUGAAUGCACUGUGGCACAGUACUUUAAAGAUAAAUACAAGUUGAUUUUGAGGUACCCCCACCUCCCGUGUCUUCAAGUGGGACAGGAGCAGAAGCAUACCUACCUGCCUCUGGAGGUGUGCAACAUUGUGGCUGGACAACGUUGCAUUAAAAAGUUGACUGACAAUCAGACCUCUACGAUGAUUCGGGCUACUGCCCGCUCUGCACCAGACCGGCAGGACGAGAUCAGCAAACUGAUGAGAAGUGCCAACUUCAACACUGACCCAUAUGUGCGUGAAUUUGGAGUGAUGGUGAGGGAUGAGAUGACUGAAGUGAACGGGCGUGUCCUCCAGGCUCCAUCCAUUCUAUAUGGAGGAAGGAACAAAGCAAUUGCCACUCCUAUACAGGGAGUGUGGGACAUGAGGAACAAGCAGUUCCACACAGGUAUUGAGAUCAAAGUGUGGGCCAUCGCCUGCUUCGCUCCGCAGAGACAGUGCACUGAGCUGCUGCUUAAGGCUUUUACAGACCAACUCAGAAAAAUCUCGAGAGAUGCUGGCAUGCCUAUCCAGGGUCAGCCAUGCUUUUGUAAAUACGCCCAGGGAGCAGACAGCGUGGAGCCCAUGUUCAGACACCUGAAGUACACCUACCAGGGGCUGCAGCUGGUGGUGGUCAUCCUUCCAGGAAAGACUCCGGUCUAUGCGGAGGUAAAACGUGUGGGUGACACAGUGCUUGGAAUGGCUACACAGUGUGUCCAGGUGAAGAAUGUUCAAAAGACUACCCCUCAGACCCUCUCAAAUCUGUGUCUGAAGAUCAAUGUGAAGCUAGGGGGUGUGAACAACAUCCUGCUGCCUCAGGGCCGGCCUCUGGUGUUUCAGCAGCCAGUCAUCUUCCUUGGAGCAGACGUGACGCACCCGCCUGCAGGAGAUGGCAAAAAGCCUUCCAUCGCAGCCGUGGUUGGCAGCAUGGACGCUCACCCCAGCCGCUACUGUGCGACCGUGAGAGUCCAGCAGCAUCGGCAGGAGAUCAUCCAGGACCUGGCCACCAUGGUCCGAGAGCUGCUCAUCCAGUUCUACAAAUCCACACGCUUCAAGCCCACCCGCAUCAUCUUCUACCGCGACGGCAUCUCAGAGGGACAGUUCAAUCAGGUUCUUCAACAUGAGCUACUUGCCAUCCGUGAGGCCUGCAUUAAACUGGAGAAAGACUACCAGCCAGGCAUCACCUUUGUGGUGGUCCAGAAGAGACACCACACCAGGCUCUUCUGCACGGACCGGAACGAGCGGGUUGGAAAGAGUGGCAACAUUCCUGCAGGCACUACUGUGGACACCAAAAUAACUCAUCCAUCAGAGUUUGACUUCUACCUGUGCAGUCAUGCAGGCAUUCAGGGCACCAGCCGGCCGUCACACUACCACGUGCUCUGGGACGAUAACCACUUCACCUCGGACGAGCUGCAGGUGCUCACCUACCAGCUGUGCCACACAUAUGUACGCUGUACCCGCUCCGUGUCCAUCCCUGCGCCUGCCUACUACGCACACCUGGUGGCCUUCAGAGCACGUUACCAUCUGGUGGACAAGGAGCACGACAGUGCGGAGGGAAGCCACACUUCUGGGCAGAGUAACGGCAGGGACCACCAGGCUCUGGCCAAGGCUGUGCAGAUCCACCAGGACACUCUGCGCACCAUGUACUUUGCCUGA